Molecule: messenger RNA, 738 nt
Organism: Coniosporium apollinis CBS 100218
Lineage: Eukaryota; Fungi; Ascomycota; Dothideomycetes
Exons: 2
Coding region: 1-738 (245 amino acids)
Source: RefSeq, a predicted model, not a curated record
AUGAUCACCCCACCCCCGACCGAUCUUGUCUGGGUCGCCUCGCGCAUCACCAAGCCCCAGAACCUGACCCCCUCCGCCUUCUGCGACUGGUACGAGAACACGCACAUCCAGGAAGUGACGGCGCUCUCCGGGAUCCCGUCCGCCGCGCGCUACGAGCUGCUGCCAGGCUUCGACUUCCCCGGCGCGCUGGCGCAUCCGUGGUUGACGCUGUACGAGAUGCGGGAGGUGGGGUUUCGGAAGACGGAGGAGUUCAGGGGGCUCAAUGGGCAGAGCAGGCCUGAUGAGAGGCUGCUGGAGAGGGUGUUUCGGAACGCGGAGUUUGAUACUAGGUUUUGGCGGUGUGUGCAGGUGCAUGAGGGGGUGGGUGUUAAAAAGGGCCCAGCGCCCCUCAUCAUAUCCGCCGCGCUCACCCCCUCCUCCUCCGCCGAAGCAGACUUUGACGCCUGGUACCGCCAAGAGCACGUCCCCAUGAUCUCACAAUGCCCCGGCUACGUACGCACGCGGCGGUACCGGCUCGUCGACGCAUCGCUCCUGCACGAGUUCGAUCGCCGCGAGUCGCCGGCGCCCUCGUGGCUGGCGCUGCAUGAGUUCGAGGGUACGGAGCUGCCGAUGGCGGAGCUACUGAAGUGUGAUGAGACGGAGUGGAGUAAAAGGGUUGUUGCUGGAUUGGAGAAGAUGGAGGCGGGGUUUUAUCGGUUGAAGAGGGUUUAUGAGGAGGAUGUGGGAGCGAAGCUGUAG